Molecule: messenger RNA, 3359 nt
Organism: Ictidomys tridecemlineatus (thirteen-lined ground squirrel)
Lineage: Eukaryota; Metazoa; Chordata; Mammalia; Rodentia; Sciuridae
Source: RefSeq, a predicted model, not a curated record
CUGGAGCUGCAGAUGAGAAGCAAGGGGAGUGUCUGUGGCCUGUGGCUGGAAUGGGGUUGGCUGGGGGGCUCGGAACCCAGGCCUGCCACAGGCCGGAAUCCCCAGGCCUGGUCCUGCCCUGGGUAGGGUGUUCCCCAUGGUGAUUAGUGGGGCAGUUAAAUGGGCUGUGGCCAGACAUGCCAUUGGGGUGAACUCAACAGAGUGGUCUUUGAUCUCCUCUGGCCAAGCCCAGUUCUUGAAAGGGAUAUAAGUCAAAGAGAGUCUUAGAGAGACAGACUUUGGACACUCCUCGUUCAUUUUUGCUCCUUCGCCCUCUGGCAUUAGCUCCCACCAUGACCCAACGAUCUUCCAUCACCAUCAAAUCGGGGGGCACGCGGAACUUCAGUGCCUCCUCAGCCAGCCUCCUCCCGGCAAGCUGCCGGCCCAGCUUCAGCUCUGUCUCCAUGUCCCAGAGUGGAAAGAGCUUUGGGGGCGGCUUUGGGGGUGGCUUCGGGACGAGGAGCCUCCACAGCUUGGGAGGAAGCAAGAGAAUCUCCAUCAGCGGGGGCUACCGCUCCAGCCGCAGCAGCUUUGGGGGUGCUAGCUGUGGGCUGGGUGUCGGUGGCCUAGGGUACAGAAUGGGGGGAGGCUUUGGUGGGUAUGGAAUGGGAGGUGGGAUGAUGGCUGGAGCUGGGGGCAUCCAGGAGGUCACAGUCAACCAGAGUCUCCUGACGCCCCUGAACCUGGAGAUCGAUCCCUCUCUCCAGCGGGUGCGCAAGGAGGAGCGUGAGCAGAUCAAGACCCUGAACAACAAGUUCGCCUCCUUCAUCGACAAGGUGCGGUUCCUGGAGCAGCAGAACAAAGUCCUGGAAACGAAAUGGAGCCUCCUGCAAGACCAUAAAACCACCAGAGCCAAUAUCGAGCCCAUGUUUGAAGCCUACAUCAACAACCUGAGGCGGCAGCUGGACUGCCUGGGAGGAGAGCGGGGGAGGCUGGAGAUGGAGCUGAAGAACAUGCAGGACGUGGUGGAGGACUUCAAGAACAACUAUCCCUCUAGCUCAUGGCCAGAGGCAGCUAGCUGGGCCCAAGAGUGGGCCCAAGGUGAUAGCAUGUUCUGUGCCCAGGAUGUGGAUGCUGCCUACAUGAACAAGGUGGAGCUGGAGGCCAAGGUGGAUGCCCUGAUGGAUGAGAUCAACUUCCUGAGGGCAUUCUAUGAGGCGGAGCUGGCCCAGCUUCAGGCUCAGAUCUCUGAAACUUCCGUGGUCUUGUCCAUGGACAACAACCGCAGCCUGGACUUGGACAGCAUCAUCGCCGAGGUCAAGGCGCAGUAUGAGGACAUUGCCAAUCGCAGUCGGGCCGAAGCGGAGUCCUGGUACCAGACCAAGUAUGAGGAGCUGCAGCGGUCCGCCGGCCGGCAUGGGGAUGACCUCCGCACCACCAAGAUGGAGAUCUCCGAGCUAAACCGGGCCAUGCAGAGACUGCGCUCGGAGAUUGAUAACCUGAAGAAACAGUGCGCCAGCCUGCAGGCCGCCAUUGCUGAUGCGGAGCAGCGUGGGGAGAUGGCCCUCAAGGAUGCCAAGAACAAGCUGGCAGAGCUGGAGGACGCCCUGCAGAAGGCCAAGCAGGACAUGGCGCGGCAGCUCCGAGAAUACCAAGAGCUGAUGAACGUCAAGCUGGCGUUAGACAUUGAGAUUGCCACCUACCGCAAGCUGCUGGAGGGCGAGGAGUGCAGACUCACUGGAGAAGGCGUUGGAUCUGUGAACAUCUCUGUGGUCUCUUCCUCUGGAGGCUCAGGCUACAGCGGGGGCAGCGGCCUGUGCAUGGGUGGGGGCGGCUACAACAGCUGCCUCAGCUAUGGUGGCAGCGGCGGGGGCAGCGGGUUCAGCUCCACCAGCAGCCGUGGUGGCAGCAGCAGCAGUUCCAGCAUGCGCAUCAUCUCCAAGACGUCGUCCUCCACCAAGAAGAGUUACAGGAGCUAAGGCGCCCACCUGUCCUGGGCAGCCGCCCUCAAGGUCCAAGCUUCCAGCCUCAGGCCUGAUGCUUUGCCCGCAUCCCAUGCUCACAUCCACCGCAGCAGGCAGGGGAGUGGCGAGUGGCUAUGAAUUUAAAGGUCACCUUGUCCAUCACUUGUCACAGGCCCCAAAGAGUUCGCUCAUCCAUCCUGGUCUCAGAGCCCUCCCGGGUCCAUUCCAGCCCACACUGACUCAACUGCUCUGGGCCAAGACCUGGGCUAGGAUUUUGCCCUUAAGAAAUUCCCAGAAUUGGGAGAUGUCAUAGGAUCUCUUCCUCCUGUCUGACCCAGAUCCACUACAAUCCCAAGAUGAUUCCUCUUGCUCAGUCCUUCAUGGGAACCUUAAAAUUGACCCAGGGACCCUAAAGAAGUCCAGGGCUGUCUAGGUCUAAUUUUCUACAUAGGUUGUUUCUCCCUAAAGAUGACACUUUUCCUGCUGGGCCCUCAGACCAGGAAAUAUCUUUGCAAAACCUGUCACACAUAUUGCCUUCUCUCCUCCUUUUAUUUUGUCUCUGUACAGGCCCUCAGCCAAGUCCACCAGCAACUCCCCCCAGUAAAAUAUUUGAACAAGGAAUCAAUAGCCCUCAAAACAGUACCAACUGUGAUUAUUCAUACUAGAUUGGGAAAAAAUUUAUCAAGAGCCCGAGUUUUCUGUGGCCUGCAGCUGCAUUGCAUGCGCUUAUAGCCACAUUCCUUCCAUAUCUGCCUCAUUGAAACUGAUAUUAGAUGGCUGACUCCGAACAGAAAGAUCCCAGUGAUGAGGGGGUAGGAGGCAGCCACUCAGCUCAAAAUGCCCGCACAAGAUACACCAGAAAAAGGAAUCCAAUUAGCCUGUAUAGAGAACUGCCCUGUGAGAGGCCUCCUGCAAAACAAUGCUCCAGCCUCGGCCCUCUCCCCGUUUCCCUUAUGCUAACCACCUAUUUCUUCUGGAAGCUUCUCUUUCCUUUUGACCUUAUUCACCCUCACUGCUUUUCCUACUCAUCCUCAGGGCCCCUCGUUGUGUGUUCUCCCUCAUUGCCCACCCUUCCUCUCCUCUCCUCGCCUCUCUUCUCUAUUUCUCUCUUUUUAUCCUUCCCACUCUUCCCAUUUUGCAACAUAUUUUCUGUUUUUGCUCUUCCAACCUUUCUUUUCCCACAUCCCAGCCUCUGAAAUGUCUCCGAGCUAUGAGGAUUCCCCUGUCCCCAGCCCCAGUGAGAACAAAGCUCUCUAAAGGCAGCACCUCAAACUCUCUGCCCCACGGGGAAGAACUGAGGUGGUGAGCUUGGAGGAGAGGCAGUCCUGGCUUUGGAGUGUCCCCUCCCUCUGAAGGGACAUGAUAGUCCAGUCCCACCAAGGGAACAGAGGGAAGAGGCAGGUGAACAGGGUGAGG